Messenger RNA from Strigops habroptila (Kakapo), 5955 nucleotides. RefSeq names its product striatin interacting protein 1 (gene STRIP1). Lineage: Eukaryota; Metazoa; Chordata; Aves; Psittaciformes; Psittacidae. Gene Ontology annotation, biological process: cytoskeleton organization. The record is from RefSeq and is a predicted model, not a curated record. Gene Ontology annotation, cellular component: cytosol.
CGAGAGCUCGGCGCGGUGUGGGCGGCCGCCAUGGAGCCGGGGGGCGCGGGGCCGCUCCCGGGGAACAACAAGGCCCGCGGCGGGGCCGCGCCGCCCGCCAAGGGCCGGGAGCUGGGCCGGCCGCCGCGGAAGGACUCCGAGGGCUACUCGGAGUCCCCAGACCUGGAGUUUGAAUAUGCAGAUACAGACAAAUGGGCAGCAGAGCUCUCGGAGCUGUACAGCUACACAGAAGGACCAGAGUUCCUGCUCAACCGCAAGUGCUUCGAGGAGGACUUCAGGAUCCACAUGCGGGACAAGAAGUGGACGGAGCUGGACAGGAACCAGCACCGCACGCACGCCAUGCGCCUGCUCGACGGGCUGGAGGUCACUGCCAGGGAGAAGAGGCUCAGGGUUGCUCGAGCCAUCCUUUAUGUUGCCCAAGGCACGUUUGGGGAGUGUGGCUCUGAGGCCGAGGUGCAGGCUUGGAUGAGGUACAACAUCUUCCUCUUGCUGGAAGUGGGGACGUUCAAUGCUUUGGUGGAGCUGCUGAACAUGGAGAUAGACAACAGUGCAGCCUGCAGCAGCGCCGUCAGGAAACCAGCCAUCUCCCUGGCCGACAGCACAGACCUGAGGGUGCUGCUGAACAUCAUGUACCUCAUCGUGGAGACUGUGCGGCAGGAGGCUGAGGGCGACAAGCCCGAGUGGAAGAGCAUGAGACAGACCUUCCGAGCAGAGCUGGGAGCCCCCCUGUACAACAACGAGCCUUUCUCCGUCAUGCUCUUUGGGAUGGUGACCAAGUUCUGCAGCGGCCACGCUCCUCACUUCCCUAUGAAGAAGGUGCUGCUCCUGCUCUGGAAGACUGUGCUGUGCACCCUGGGCGGCUUUGAGGAGCUGCAGAGCAUGAAGGCAGAGAAGAGGGAGCUGCUGGGGCUGCCGCCGCUGCCGGAGGACAGCAUCAAGGUGAUCCGGAACAUGAGAGCUGCCUCCCCCCCUGCCUCCGCCUCCGACCUCAUCGAGCAGCAGCAGAAGCGGGGCCGGCGCGAGCACAAGGCCCUCAUCAAGCAGGAUAACCUCGACGCCUUCAAUGAGCGGGAUCCCUACAAAGCUGAUGACUCCCGUGAGGAAGAGGAGGAGAACGAUGAUGACAACAGCCUGGAGGGAGAGACCUUCCCCCUGGAACGGGAUGAAGUGAUGCCCCCCCCCCAGCACCCCCCCAGCGACCGCAUCACCUGCCCCAAAGGGCUGCCCUGGGCCCCCAAGGUCCGAGAGAAGGACAUUGAGAUGUUCCUGGAGUCCAGCCGCAGCAAGUUCAUCGGUUACACCCUUGGCAGUGACACCAACACCGUGGUGGGUUUGCCCAGGCCCAUCCAUGAGAGCAUCCGAACCCUGAAGCUGCACAAGUACACGUCCAUUGCAGAGGUCCAAGUGCACAUGGAAGAUGAGUUCCUGCGCUCCCCGCUCUCUGGAGGAGAAGAAGAAGUGGAGCAAGUCCCUGCAGAGAUCCUGUACCAGGGGCUGCUGCCAAGCCUGCCCCAGUACAUGAUUGCUCUGCUGAAGAUACUCCUCGCUGCAGCCCCCACUUCCAAAGCCAAGACAGACUCCAUCAACAUCCUGGCAGAUGUCUUGCCAGAGGAGAUGCCGACCACGGUGCUGCAGAGCAUGAAGCUGGGGGUGGAUGUCAAUCGGCACAAGGAGAUCAUUGUCAAAGCCAUUUCUGCUGUGCUGCUCCUCCUGCUCAAGCACUUCAAGCUGAACCACAUCUACCAGUUUGAGUACAUGGCUCAGCACCUCGUCUUUGCCAACUGCAUCCCGCUCAUCCUGAAGUUCUUCAACCAGAACAUCAUGUCCUACAUCACUGCCAAGAACAGCAUUUCUGUCCUGGACUACCCCUACUGUGUGGUGCACGAGCUGCCCGAGCUGACAGCAGAGAGCCUGGAAGCUGGAGACAACAACCAGUUCUGCUGGAGGAACCUCUUCUCCUGCAUCAACCUCCUGCGCAUCCUGAACAAGCUGACAAAGUGGAAGCACUCCCGCACCAUGAUGCUGGUGGUGUUCAAAUCAGCCCCCAUCCUGAAGCGGGCGCUGAAGGUGAAGCAGGCCAUGAUGCAGCUCUAUGUGCUGAAGCUGCUCAAGGUGCAGACCAAGUACCUGGGCCGGCAGUGGAGGAAGAGCAACAUGAAGACCAUGUCAGCCAUCUACCAGAAGGUCCGGCACCGUCUCAACGACGACUGGGCUUAUGGCAACGACCUGGAUGCCCGGCCCUGGGAUUUCCAGGCAGAGGAAUGUGCCCUUCGUGCCAGCAUCGAGCGUUUCAACUCGCGCCGCUACGACCGGGCCCACAGCAACCCCGAUUUCCUGCCGGUGGACAACUGCCUGCAGAGCGUGCUGGGCCAGCGCGUGGACCUGCCCGAGGACUUCCAGGUCAACUACGACCUGUGGCUGGAGCGGGAGGUCUUCUCCCGACCCAUCUCCUGGGAGGAGCUGCUGCAGUGAUGGACACACCAGGGAGGCAGGAGGGGCUUGCUUUGGGGAGAGCUCAAGGCCGCUGCUGAGGGGCAGGAGGAUUGAAGCUUUGGGGGGGGGGUCUAUGGGUGCCUGGACCCCUCCCUGUGGUGGGCUUGGGAUAGAGGCUGGAGCUGUGGGGUUCCUCACCAGGACACCAUCCUGCCCCUCUGCCUUCUUCCAGGCUGUGCCGGCUCAACCCUGAGCUGAGGGUGAAGGUUUGGUGGAGGUUGUUCCCUAUGGGGCUGGGGGGGACCUGUGUGCACCCCUGGAGACAGCACCACCAGCACCCUCCUCCUGCCCCCCCACCAGCCGGGGUUGAGAAGGGGGGAGCAGGCAGCGGGGUGAGGGUCCCUUUGGUGCCGCUGGGGGACACGGGGAGCAGAGGCUGGUGUGUGGCAGGAGAACGGGGGGGCCCUGCCGGGGUUCGGGCUGCAGGGGGGGGCGCUGCUGGGGGAUCAAGGCGCUGGAGGCUGCAGUGUCCCCUCGCCCCGCUGGGGGGCGCGGGUGAGCUGUGCACAUACAUCCAGUCCCGAUGUCUGACCCCAGCGUGGGCUCCGUCUGUCCCCCCCCCAAUUCCCGCCCCACGGGGGCACCCAGCGAUGGUUGUGUCCUUGCCCCUGCUCCCUCCUCCUGUCCCACUGCGGGUGGAUCACUUGUCGCUGGAAGAUUUCAUUUCUGGCUUGCAAUGGGAGCUGGGGGCCUCCGGGGGGGGAGCGGGCAGGAGCUGCUCACACAGGGGUUUGCUGAUCCCAUUCCCUGAACAUUCCCAGUUCUGUCCUGGGGUUUCUGAUCCCGGUGUGGUGGUGUCACUGUGCUUUCUGACCCUCUCAGAGGGGCUGAACAUCCAACCCCAAAGCCUGGCUUUGCCAUAGCUCACCCUUACCUGUCGUGCCUCAGUUUCCCUGGCAGAGGAGCAGCAGCUCCAAUGGGAUAUUCCCCCCUGGUUGGAGUGGGGAGAGGCAGGAGGAAGCCCUUUGCUUCCCUGCUUGGUGUUUGCAGGCAGAGGGAGGCUGGAGCAGCCCCAGUUGACCCCCCCAUGGUCCUCCAGGAGUGAGCCCAGUCUGGGGGGGAUGCUCACCCCUCAUCCUGGCCAUGCUCCCAUGCGCUCUAAAGGCAGGAGGCAGCAAACAGCCCUUAAUAGCCAUCAGAGAAGCCACACUGGGGGGGGAUUCCUUCCAUCUGGGUGCCCCCCAGCCCUCAAAACCUGGUCCCGGUGUGGGAGCCAGCGCGGGAUGCUGUGGAUGAGGUGUGAGCAUCACACCUCGCUCCAAACCAUUCCCAGCCCGCAGCUGUUGGAGCCGGGAAGAGCUUAUUGAACCUGUGCUUUAUUGUUCCUAACGGAUAACAUACCCCCCUCCAGUGGCCCGGAGCCAGAGCACGGGGUGCCCCGGGCCAGGGGGGCACCCACUGGGUGCACAGCAGGCCUGUGGGGUGCCUCUGCUGUGGGCUAUGGGUGACCCCACAGGGCUUCAGUGGAGGUGUCUUCAUCCCUCCCCAUCCUGGUUUAUCUCCCAUCCCGGGGGGCUCUCAGAGCUGGUGGCUGUGCCAGGGGGGUUGUCCCUUGUCCCACACCUGAUCCCCAUUCCAAGGGGGGGCAUAAAGCGCAGCCGGUGACUUGGGGGGGCUCUUUGAACACAAGGAGCCCCAAUAACCCCCCUGAGCACCAGCAUCUUGUGUGUGGGUCUCCCCACUCUGGGACAUGAAGAGCCCAAUGUCUGCCAGUGCUGGUUGCAGUGGGGGGGUGCAGCGGCCAAAUCCGGGCUGGGGAGGGGGGUGCACCCCCAAACCAACCUGGUGCCCCUUCCCAGGGCCGGGCAGGGGGGACCCUGCUGCGAACCACCAGUAUCUCCAUCAACUCCCAUGGUCUGAAGGUGCUUGGGAAGGGGCGGGCUCAGGGUUCUUGGGAGCCACUUUUGGGGUCCCAAGCUCCAGUUCCAGCCCUGUUGGGGCAGUCUGGGUUUGGGGGUGACCCUUGUGCCCCCCUCAUCAGCCAGGGCUAUCCAACAGUGGGUUGGGAUGCGGGAAAGCUCAUGGAGAUCGGGAUGCGCAGGGAGGGGGUAAGGGUGACCUGCUCCCAAUCCCUGGUGCUGGGGGGGGGGGGGAACACACACUGGGGGGGGGGCAGCUGGUCCAUGGGAUCCCAUGGGAUCAUGUAGCCCAGUUCAACAGGCCGCUGGUGGCCUCUUUGCUCUUCACCCUCAGCGGCACCAAGGCGGGGGACUUGUAGUCAUGUUCGGGUGCGGGCUCGAAGGGGUGGGUGCCCAGGGGCGGGGGGGGGGAGGCCGUGCAGGGAGCAGAGGCUGUUGAUGCCGGGAUGGGGGCCGGGAGAGGUGGGAGUGCCCAUGAAGCCGGUGAUGUUGCUGUGGGGAUACGGAGACAAGCCAGGGGCCGGGAGGCUCUCGGGGGGCAGCAGCCCUGGGGGGCUCCUGGCGCCGGAGCUGGGCCAUAGGUUGCUCUGGAGCUGAAAGACAGGACAGAAACCAAGAGAGAUGAAAGCCCAAAGUGAGAUGGGGGGGGCAGGUGAGGGAGGGGACCCCAUUUCCCCCCAUAGGACCCCAUUUCCCCCAUAGGACCCCGUUUCCCCCCAUAGGACCCCAUAACCCGCUCUGGGAGCCCAUCCACACCCCUUGGAUCGCCUGCAUCCACAGGGCGCACUGCGAGGGAUGCCUUUGCUUUGCUCUAAUUGCCUCGGGGGGGUUGAAUCCCGGUUGGAAUCUUCCCUCCCUUCCCCCUGCAGAGAUUUUGGCAUCGGGGGAGUGCCUGAAGCUGAGAUUUAAAUGAUUUUUGUGCUUUUCGAUGUUGGAAGGAGGGGAAAAAAGGCAGUUUGGCAGGAAAAGGGAGCAGGAAAUGCUGAUGGGUGGAUGUGGGACAGCUAAAGGGGUUUCUUGGGGGGGUGGACACCCCAAAACCUGCCCCAAAGGGCAUGUUCCCAUGAGAAAUGGAGGGGGAUGUAAAGCAGCAUCGUCCUGAAUGUGGCAAAAUGGGAUGCUGCUGGAAUACCCCCCCUUUUCCAUCCGGGACCAUGUGUUUUUGCCAAGGAUGGAUGGACCCACAUGGAGAGAAGGGGCAAACACGGGUGAUGGGGUUCAUCCCACAGGGAGCGAUGGGAUGGGAUCCCUGCCCGGGAUGGGUGAUGGGGGGCAGGGGGGGAAGGGGCAGCCCUGGUGCCGGCUCUCACCUCCUGGAUUUUCCCGUAACGUUCCCGUUUCCGCCACUUGGCUCUUCGGUUCUGGAACCAGACCUGGGGACGGAGGAGGGGGCUGAGCUCAGGCACCUCCGGGGGGGGAGAUGGGCAGCCCCUGCCCUGGUCCAUGCUCAUCUUCCCGGCAGGAAAAGAGCCCUAAUUCCAUAUCCCAGCAUCCUGGUACGCUGGAGGUGAAUGGAGGAAGUGCACAGCCCUGCUUGAGCUCACCGGCCAUAUAAUAUAUGGCUUUAUCCGUAUAAUAUAUGGAAAAUAUCCCUCUUGGAAAA